UAUAAGCUUACCUGAGCAUCGAAACUCUUGAAUUCCCUUUCUCUUUCUGUGGCUGAGUUUUCUGUCAUGGCCCCAAGAGCAAGUAAAAUUGCUGCACUAGACGUAUUGAGCCUCACUGAUGGUAAUUCUGCUGAAACUGAAACACGGCCUUUAUCCAUAACCUUGGAAGGAUCAAGUUUUCUCGCCAAUGGCCACCCAUUUCUCACCCACGUCCCUGCCAACAUAAUAGCCACACCUUCUCCUUCUUUCUCCUCCGACAAGACCACCAACGCCACCGUCGGUUGUUUCGUGGGCUUCGACGUCCCCGAUGAGCCCCGCAGCCGACACGUCGUUCCUAUUGGCAAGCUCAGAGGCAUUCCAUUCAUGAGUCUAUUCAGAUUCAAGGUGUGGUGGACCACCCACUGGGUCGGAACCAACGGAAACGACGUGGAGCACGAGACCCAAAUGAUGAUCCUAGAUAAAAACGACACCGGUCGCCCUUACGUCUUGCUCUUACCGAUCAUUGAAGGUCCUUUCCGAGCUUCACUCCAACCAGGGUUAAACGACAACGUGGACAUCUGCGUGGAGAGCGGGUCCACGCGUGUCCGUGGGUCGACCUUCAGAAGCUGUCUCUACAUGCAUGUCGGCGAAGACCCUUACCGUUUAAUCAAAGGAGCCAUGAAAGUGAUCAAGGUCCAUUUAGGGACAUUCAAGCUGCUAGAAGAGAAAACCCCACCGGGUAUUGUAGACAAGUUUGGUUGGUGUACAUGGGAUGCGUUUUAUUUGAAGGUACACCCGAAAGGUGUGUGGGAAGGAGUGAAGGGCCUCGUGGAGGGAGGGUGCCCUCCAGGUCUGGUCCUGAUCGACGAUGGCUGGCAAUCAAUCUGUCACGAUGACGACGACCCUAUAACGGACCAAGAAGGUAUGAAUCGGACGGCGGCGGGUGAGCAAAUGCCAUGUAGGCUAAUUAAGUUCCUGGAGAAUUACAAGUUUAGAGACUAUCGUAGUCGUAGGGUACCCUACGAGACGGGGAUGGGAGCGUUUGUGAGGGACCUGAAGGAGGAGUUUAAGAGCGUAGAGCAUGUGUACGUAUGGCACGCGCUUUGUGGCUACUGGGGUGGGAUAAGACCCAACGUGCCGGGGAUGCCGGAGGUUGAGGUGGUUGCUCCGAGGUUGUCGGAAGGAUUGAAGAAGACGAUGGAGGAUCUGGCGGUGGAUAAGAUCGUGAACAACGGCGUCGGGCUGGUCCCACCAAAGCUCGUCCAUCGCAUGUACGAAGGGUUACACGGUCAUUUGGAAUCGGCGGGAAUUGACGGCGUCAAAGUUGACGUUAUACAUUUGCUUGAGAUGCUAUCAGAGGAUUAUGGGGGACGGGUUGAGCUAGCGAAAGCAUAUUACAAAGCUCUUACAGCUUCAGUGAAGAAGCAUUUCAAAGGGAACGGAGUAAUAGCGAGCAUGGAGCACUGUAAUGACUUCUUCCUCCUCGGGACAGAAGCCAUAUCACUCGCCCGCGUUGGGGAUGAUUUCUGGUGCACAGACCCGUCGGGGGAUCCAAACGGUACGUAUUGGCUGCAAGGUUGUCACAUGGUGCACUGCGCGUACAACAGCUUGUGGAUGGGGAACUUUGUGCAGCCUGAUUGGGACAUGUUUCAGUCCACUCAUCCCUGUGCUGAGUUCCACGCUGCUUCUCGAGCAAUCUCUGGUGGGCCCAUUUAUGUGAGCGAUUGUGUGGGCAAGCACAACUUCAAGUUGUUGAAGACUCUAGUCUUGCCUGACGGCUCCAUUUUGCGAUGCCAGCACUAUGCCCUCCCCACCAGAGACUGCUUGUUCAAGGACCCUCUUCAUGAUGGCAAAACCAUGCUCAAGAUUUGGAAUCUCAACAAGUGUACGGGAGUUCUGGGUUUGUUUAACUGCCAAGGGGGAGGGUGGUGUCCGAAAACAAGGCGAAAUCAGAGUGCCUCUGAGUAUUCGCAGAGAGUGACAUGCUUGGCAAGUCCUAAAGAUAUUGAAUGGAGCAAUGGAAAAUGGUCUAUAGCUGCUAAUUCUGAAGGAAGCGAUGUGUUUUUUGUUGUUUAUAAGUUGAAGGAAGAUAAAGUGAAGCUUUUGAAGUAUUCAGAGGAGUUUGAAGUUUCACUUGACCCAUUUAACUUUGAGCUUGUCACUGUUUCUCCUGUCAAAGUUUUGCCUCAAACAUUGGUUCAAUUUGCCCCAAUUGGAUUGGUGAACAUGCUUAAUUCUGGGGGUGCUGUUCAAUCCGUGGAAUUUGAGGAACACCAGAGGUUGGUGAAAAUAGGGUCAAGAGGUUGUGGGGAAAUGAGAAUGUUUGCAUCAGAGAAGCCAAUUAGGUGUAAAAUAAACGGAAAAGAUACAAAUUUUGAAUAUGAAGACAAUAUGAUACGGGUUUCUAUUCCUUGGUUUGAUGGUUCUUUAGGGUUGUCUAUUAUAGAAUACUUGUUUUAAUCCCAAAUAACCUCAAAUUGAAAACUUUAUGAGUUAUUAUUGACUCUAUUGUAUAAACUCUUUUGCUAAAUGUAUGAAAUCAUGCGAAUCUCU
Prosopis cineraria is the source of this 2532-nucleotide messenger RNA. Its product is annotated as galactinol--sucrose galactosyltransferase-like. Bases 67 to 2439 code for a protein of 790 amino acids. NCBI's taxonomy places the organism in Eukaryota, Viridiplantae, Streptophyta, Magnoliopsida, Fabales, Fabaceae. Gene Ontology annotation, molecular function: galactinol-sucrose galactosyltransferase activity. The record is from RefSeq and is a predicted model, not a curated record. The transcript has 4 exons.